UUUUAUUCUUGUUGUUGCUUAUACGGAAUGACACAUACAUGAUAACUGAGUGGUAUGGGCGUUUGCAAGGACAAGAUGAGGGGGGCCAGCCAACAGGGAGGCAGCAAGUGGGAAAUGUAGAUGUGGGGGCAGAAGGUUUCCCUAGCUGGAGCUGGGAUGGCAACACAGCUGAAGGGCACCAAGGUUGCAGCUACCAACCUAGAUACAGAGAACAAGAUAGCGAUGAUGGUGAUUUUGACUUUGAUGAAGGUGAGGAUGACUUGGAUGAUGAUUUGGAUGAUGAAGUUGCUGCUGGUUCAAGCCAUGGACCUAGUUUCCCUGAGGACAUGAGUCUUGAUGGUGGUUUGGGGGAUGAUUCAGCAGCUGCUGGCUCCAGCCAUGGUCCUAGUUUCAUGGAUGGCAUGAGCUUCGAUGAUGUUUCAAACAAUGGUAAACAAACAGACGCACAUGGAAAAAACAAGAAUGUCUGUGAUUGUGAUGAUCAACAGGAAGGCGAGCCAGUGCAACAAGAAAAUGUUGAACACCUGUCACAGGAGGACAUACUCAUGUUCAUAGAAAGUGACAAUGUUUGUGCGGCUCAGGCUCAGACUUGCAGCCAAGAAGUAUGGAGCCACCAUGUGCCAUAUGUGGGCAUGGUCUUUGAUUCUUGUGAUGCUGCCCAUGCAUUCUACAAUGAGUAUGCAGCCAUUUGUGGUUUUGCAAUCAAGAAAGCAGGCAACUACCAUGCAACUAAACCUGGUAGCAAGACAGUGUCCCGCUACACUUACAGGUGCAACCGCUCGGGUAAAGUUGUUGGCGAGGAUGUGCUUGAAGAAAGGAAAAAACAGAGGCAGCUCAAGAAGCAAGAAAAAACAAGGAUUCCCCCGCCCGAGAAGGCAAAAAGGAAGAGGAAAAACUUCAUACAAAUAAUCGGGUGCCAGGCUAAAAUGAUUGCAACACUAAAAGGAGACAAAUGGGUUGUCACGGUUGUUGACCUGGAGCACAACCACACCCUUAGCCCUCCAGACGAGAGCAAGUAUCUUAGAUCGCACAAGAAGAUGACAGAGGAAGAGAAGUUGUUUAUCAGGACAUUUAACUCUGUACAAAUGCCCACUAGGAAGAUUAUGGCCAUUCUUUCUUACCUGCGAGGGGGUGAUGCACCAUACACUAAGAAAUAUGUUAGCAAUGUGAGGACGGCAAUAAACAGAGAGAAUGGCAAGGGAGAUAUGCUGCAGGUCCUUGAGUACUUUAGGAACAAACAAAAGGAAGAUCCAAAUUUCUACUAUGCAUUGAAAGUUGCUGACGAGGACAUCAACAAGGUGUUGUGCAUAUUCUGGGCGGAUGGCUACUCGAGAAAAAUGUAUGAGCUGUAUGGUGAUUGUUUGAGUUUCGACACGACAUACAAGACAAACCGAUACAAUAUGCCAUUUGCACCGUUUGUUGGCAUCACUGGACAUGGGCUCAACUGCUUGUUUGCUUGUGCUAUAGUGCACAAUGAGACGGCGGACACAUUUGAAUGGCUUUUCGACACAUUUCUGGACUGCAUGCAUCGAAAAGCUCCUCUCACGGUCAUUACUGACCAAGAUGUGGCGAUGAAGACCGCGGUUCCUGCUGUUUUCAUGGGUGUUGUUCACAGGUGUUGUCUAUUCCACAUAAUGAAAAAGGUUCGGGAAAGAUGUGUGAGAACCUUUUCAACACAACCAGACUUGUAUGCUAACUUCAGCGACAUCAUGCAUAACUGCUUGACAGAGGUAGAGUUUGAGACGUUGUGGCCACCCAUGACGCAGAAGUAUGGAGUAGAGAAUGUCAAGUACUUCAGGUACAUGUGGAAGUACAGGAAGUUGUUUGUCCCAGUCUAUUUCAAGAAAAGCUUCUUCCCUUUCAUCCACUCGACUGCCCGGAGUGAAGGGACAAAUGCCAUAUUCAAGGACAAUGUAGGCUCAACAUUCAGUGUGAUUACCUUUUUGCGUGAGUAUGAGCGGAUAUUGAAAGCGAUGCAGGAGAAUGAGAAGGAACAAGACUCUAUUACCAGAACAACAAAGCCAACCUACUGGCUGGGCACUGAACUGGAAUUGCAGGCUGUAGAGAAGUACAACAGAGCGAUAUUCUACAAAUUUCAGAAAGUUAUAAAGUUUGCAAGCCAGUUGCAUGUGGAGGAGGUUGAGAAAAACACAAGGUACGAGGUGUACAAGACAAGGAUGCUCGCUGAGAAAGACUUUAGAAUCCGGAGAUAUGUUGUCAUUGUUGAUAUGCACAGAGAGGAUUUUGCUUGCAUUUGUGGAAAGUUUGAAAAAGAUGGCAUUGUGUGCAGCCACAUACUUAGGGUAUUAACACACCUCAACUUGCCAGUGCUACCUGAGAAGUACUAUAUUGACAGAUGGAGACCCAAGCAAAGAAAAGACAUUAGAAAACUCAGGUACGGCGUCCCUGAGGAGCUAACAGCAGGGGACCAUCACCUUAGAUACAUGUUGCUGUCUAGCAGACUGAAUGAAAUGGCUUCGGAUGCUGCGUCAUCCAAUGAAAAAUAUAUGUAUGUGGUUGGUGAAAGUGUGAGGAUUGAGGCAAAGCUAGAUGAGAUGAGUUUGGCAGAGGAGGAGCAAAAAAUGCAAGAUAAGCAUGUUGAUAGAGCUCUAGCCCCUACUAUGGUCACACCGCACACUGAUGGGUACGGGGAAAGUCUAAAGGAUCCUGAUGUUAUUGUUCCGAAGGGGCGUCCACAAGAGCGUUACAAGACAUUUUUGGAGAAACUACAAGAAAAACAACAAAUUGGUUGCAGCCAUUGUGGUCAGCAUGACCAUGUUUUUGCUCCGUGCACAAACAAACACAUCCCCAGGUCCCAAUUUCACAAGAAGACUACAUUCGGCGAGCAACCAACAGGAGUCCCUGGUGCUUCAAAGGAUAGUAGUAGGAAGAAUCAAACAGGAGGGGGGACAAAAGCAGGUGACAAACGGAGUGCACAGAAGGAUACUACUAGUGGGCCUAGUGCCUCAAAGGGGAUGUCUAGCAAAAAACAAACAGGAGGGAAGCAAAAAACAGGCGAGAAGCGGAGCGCACGAAAAGAUACUACUGGUGCAUCUUGAAGAAAAAAAGAGUUGAAAGUUCUUUAACAAUAAGUACAUUAUAAGGAGAGAAGAUGAAAAUUGUUGCAUGUUUCUCUUCCUCUUUUUUUUGCUUAUGAACUGAAAACUCUGUUGCUGCACAAAUGAUGGGAAACAAUGUGGAUAAAUUACCUUGUUUCUAUUGGUCUUGAUCUUUAUGAGUGUUUCCUUGCAUUAUGAGAAAAAUCCAAAUGGGCAUUGUUUCUCCUCCUUAAGUUCAUAAGUUUUUGGUGCCUGUUGUAUGAUCUUUAUUAGUAAAAUGACAAAAUACAGUAAAACUGAAAAUUGUAUG
Molecule: messenger RNA, 3369 nt
Organism: Triticum aestivum (bread wheat)
Lineage: Eukaryota; Viridiplantae; Streptophyta; Magnoliopsida; Poales; Poaceae
Product: protein FAR1-RELATED SEQUENCE 5
Exons: 2
Coding region: 39-3059 (1006 amino acids)
Molecular function (GO): zinc ion binding
Source: RefSeq, a predicted model, not a curated record